This is a messenger RNA of Vicia villosa (hairy vetch), 754 nucleotides long. RefSeq names its product glutaredoxin-C9-like. The coding region runs from base 157 to 618 and encodes 153 amino acids. The transcript has a single exon. Lineage: Eukaryota; Viridiplantae; Streptophyta; Magnoliopsida; Fabales; Fabaceae. The record is from RefSeq and is a predicted model, not a curated record.
UAUACGUUUGUUACUAUAAUAUCUUUGCACAUUUUCCAUUCCCCAUUUAUAUUUAUACUCACCCCCUUUUCAUAAACCAUUACCGCAAACCCAACCAUCACAAAGAAAAAACCUACACAUUUCUUCUUCUCUCAAAUUCCCUCAAAACAAAACAUCAUGCAACAAGCAAUUCCUUAUAGGUCAUAUACCACUUCCACCACUCACUUCAAUGUUAUCAAACCAAACACAUUAACAACAAAUAAAAUCCAAAAUUCUAUCAAUGAUUCAUCUCAUGUCUUCUUCUUUGAUAUUAAGGAAAACCAGAAAACAAUAAUUCGUAACAUGGUAUCAGAGAACGCGGUUAUAGUCUUCGCUAGGCGGGGAUGUUGUAUGAGCCAUGUCGUGAAGCGGUUGCUUCUCGGCCUUGGUGUUAAUCCGGCUGUUCAUGAAGUUGAAGAAAAAGAUGAAGUUGAUGUUGUUAAAGAAUUGGAAUCAAUUGCAAAUGAUGAUGGGAAGGUUCAAUUUCCAGUAGUGUUUAUAGGUGGAAAAUUGUUUGGAGGAUUGGAUCGAAUUAUGGCUACUCAUAUUUCUGGUGAAUUGGUUCCUAUUCUCAAACAAGCUGGGGCUUUAUGGCUCUAGGAAAACUCGUUAUUUUAUUUAUUUGUUUUUUUCACUAAAUUUUUAAUUUUCGUUCUUCCUCUCGGAUAUGUUUAUUCCUACCUUUGGAGUUUAUAGAAAUGUAUACAGUUAUAAAUAAUAAAGGAGUAUUUUUCAA